AUGUCGGACACAACAAACGGCGACAACAAACGCGCCUUCAGCCUCAUGAGCGCCGUCGCCGCCAACCUGGACAGGUUGCGAUCCAGCAUCGACGCCUUGCGACAGCUACACGACCGGUUCCCGGAUGGCAGCGGCACUAUCAUUAACCUCAUUGCACAGUUGAGCUCGCUCAAGGCAAAUCUGGGCGAAAUGCAGGACUGGAUGAACUAUGCAAUCAACGAAAUGCAUUCGCAACUACUCAACGACCUGGAUCUGCUGAUGACUUCGUGUUCAUUGCUCGUGCGCAAUCUGGAUAGUCUCACAGCGCAAAUGCGCCAACCCGACCACGACAAGGCGGAUUGGGCGCUGAAGUUGAAGUUCAGAGUCGGGAGCCGGUCGAUGCAUAGAUUAAGAGGUGUUGCGAAGAGGCAGACGGAUGCUGUGAGCUUGCUCUUGGCAGCAUGCAAAACCCACACAUCAGCACAGCGGAAAAUAUUAUUACACAAGAGUCGGCAAAUAAGAAAGGAAGAUGCAUCAUCACUCAACACCCUGGUCCGGACCUCGAGAGUCAACGGCCAAGCUAUCAAAGCACUCACGCACAUGUCGCGCAUGAUUCAAUGGUUCCGCCUGUUGUUUUAUAUCAAACUUUUAGGGAAAGCCUCGGAGGAGCCACCCACUGAGGAGGACUACCUCACUGCAGCAGCAGCAAUGCGCUCCGAUGCCAUUGACCGCCAAUUAGAAACCGACGAGCUUAACCUCCGCCGCGAAACGAAGCUUGUUCUGGUCGGCCAACCAAAUUCCGGGAAGGAACUUGUGAUGCGCCAAAUGAAAGUCCUCUACGCCGAUGGCUACCCCAUUUCGGAACGAUAUCAAUACCGCGUCGCCGUGCGGUCCACAGUCCGCCUGCUCAUCCACUCCAUCAUCGACCUCAUCAAAGACACAGGCGUCCCCCUAAACGAAGACCUAACACAAGACUUCGCCGUCCUCCUCCACGAAGUAGAAACAAGCGACAUGUCCCACCUCUCCCCCGCAGCCGUGACCGCAACCCAAAAAAUCUGGACCUCCCCCACCUUCUCUACACUCUACGUCAAAAACUUCGAAAUCGACUUCCCCCAAUACGCUCCCUACUACGUCGAGUCCAUCGCCCGCAUCGCAAGCGACGACUACGUCCCCUCCGAAGCAGACAUCAUCCGCCUCAACCAGUCCGCAGGCGGCAUCAAAGAGCUACGCUUCGCCUGGGACGAACUCGGCGUCCACCUCUUCAACAUCAACGGCUUUAUCCCCGACCAGUUCCGCAAACGCUGGUUCCACCAGCUCGAAAACGCCUCCGCGCUAAUCUACACCGUCGACGUAUCGACGUACGACCGUCCCUACCUAGGCCAACCCACAGAGUCCCAGCUCCUAGACGACUUCGCAACCUUCGAGUCGUACGCUAACAGCCCGAAGUUCGCGGGAAGCUCUAUCAUCCUGCUGCUGAACAACUUCACGCGCUUUAGAGAGAAGCUGCCGCAUACGCCGCUGGAAACCUUUUUCAGCGAUUAUGUCCCUCCGACAGUGGCGUCGCCGAUAGCCCCGCGCUCUGCUACGUCGCCGAGUAAGCUGGCGGCGUCGCCUACGCCGUCUGGUGCGACUGCAGACGCGGAAACAGCGGCGAGACAGUACAUCCUUCGGCGGUUCAAGGCCGUUAACCGCGCGAGGCUCUCGAUCUACAGCUUUUGGGUCGAUCUCGAUAUGUCUGAUAACACGCACUUGUAUGCGGCGCUGAAGAAGACGCUGCUGCAUAUUGCGCAGCGGAAAGCGCGGAGCGAGGUGUGGAGCGAGAGUAGUGGUGGGAGGGAUAGCGCGAGGGGGCAUCGGCGGGAUUGGAGCGGGAGUAUGGGGGUGGGGAAUGGGAAUGGGAGUGGGAGGGGAGUACGGUGA
This is a messenger RNA of Didymosphaeria variabile, 1899 nucleotides long. RefSeq lists its product as uncharacterized. The record is from RefSeq and is a predicted model, not a curated record. Gene Ontology annotation, molecular function: G protein-coupled receptor binding; guanyl nucleotide binding; GTPase activity. The transcript has 2 exons. Gene Ontology annotation, cellular component: heterotrimeric G-protein complex. The coding region runs from base 1 to 1899 and encodes 632 amino acids. Gene Ontology annotation, biological process: adenylate cyclase-activating G protein-coupled receptor signaling pathway. Lineage: Eukaryota; Fungi; Ascomycota; Dothideomycetes; Pleosporales; Didymosphaeriaceae.